Molecule: messenger RNA, 810 nt
Organism: Parathielavia appendiculata
Lineage: Eukaryota; Fungi; Ascomycota; Sordariomycetes; Sordariales; Chaetomiaceae
Exons: 2
Coding region: 242-673 (143 amino acids)
Source: RefSeq, a predicted model, not a curated record
CUACCUACUUAGCAAGCAAGGUUGACAGGCGGCCACAAAGAAAGCCCGGAGUAUAUGUGUAGAACCUCGCUGCGGUAGGUUGAAUGAAGUGACUAACAGAUUGAGCGCAUGUCGCUCCUCUCAAAAGCACCCACUCUCCGGCUGCCAAAAGAGCACCACCCAAAUCGGCUUGCAAUUCCCAAAACUCGCAUUUCAUUCGAGGAAGCAAUUUUUGCAGAGUUGCAGUCUUCACUCUUCAACAAUGGUAGAUCGCCCAGUACGCAGCUUCAGUUACGACCCCUCUGUCGCCGAGUUUUCCGUCUCCAAGGGAUCCUAUCUUACGGCUCGCCCGGGAGCGUCCUUCGGCUACAUCGCGGCAAGCUCGCUCGUGCUCGACACCACAGAUCCAUCCAACCCCGGCGUCCUCCUUCUCCAGCGCGCGUCUAGCGACGAGGACCCCGACAAAUGGGAGCCUCCCGGUGGCGCUUGCGACGACGACGACGAGACCAUCCUACACGCCGCCGCUCGCGAGCUGUGGGAGGAGGCCGGCCUUGAAACAGCUCACAUUGGCGGUCCCGUUGAUAAUCCGUAUUUCUUCACUCUCAGUGACGAGAAGAACGUGUGCCAAUUCAAUUUCGCUGUGCAUCCGAGGACGGAUAGCGCGAGUCCGUUGGCAGUGAGGCUAGGAAGGUAGAUGGCGUGAAGUUGGACUUUACGAGGGAUGAGGUUGACCGCGCAGUUCUGUUGGCAUUUGACUACUUUAGAGAGAAGAAACCCGCAAAUGAAGGUCUCGAAAAGGACCCCAAUCUGCGAUGCUAUCCAAUAACAGCC